Molecule: messenger RNA, 1239 nt
Organism: Gracilinanus agilis (Agile Gracile Mouse Opossum)
Lineage: Eukaryota; Metazoa; Chordata; Mammalia; Didelphimorphia; Didelphidae
Gene: MTX2
Product: metaxin 2
Exons: 11
Coding region: 184-1110 (308 amino acids)
Biological process (GO): mitochondrion organization
Cellular component (GO): SAM complex
Source: RefSeq, a predicted model, not a curated record
UGGAGCGGAGGGAGGGGGAAGAGAACGGCCAGGAAGCUCCGUAUUUCGCUCCGCCCGGACUCCGCCGUCCCAGUCCCGCGAGCAGACGCAGGCCGCGGCCCAGAAGCAGCGGCGGCGGCGGCGGCGGCGGCGGAGGAGAAAGAGGGGCGGCGAGGCGAGGCCUGCGCGGACCCCACCGCCAGCAUGUCUCUGGUGGCCGAAGCGUUCGCCUCCCAGGUCGCAGCUACAGAACCUUGGCCUGAAAAUGCUACACUUUAUCAGCAGCUGAAAGGGGAACAAAUUUUGCUUUCUGAUAAUGCUUCUUCUCUUGCUGUGCAGGCCUUUUUGCAAAUGUGUGAUCUCCCCAUCAAAGUGGUUUGUAGAGCAAAUGCUGAAUAUAUGUCUCCAUCUGGUAAAGUACCUUUUAUUCAUGUGGGAAAUCAAGUGGUAUCAGAACUUGGUCCAAUAGUCCAAUUCGUAAAAGCCAAGGGCCAUUCUCUUAGUGAUGGGUUGGAUGAAGUCCAAAAAGCAGAAAUGAAAGCCUACAUGGAAUUAGUCAAUAAUAUGCUGUUGACAGCAGAGUUGUAUCUUCAGUGGUGUGAUGAAGCUACAGUAGGGGAGAUCACUCACUCUCGAUAUGGAUAUCCUUAUCCUUGGCCUCUGAACCACAUCUUGGCUUACCAAAAACAAUGGGAAAUCAGACGCAAGAUGAAAGCCAUUGGAUGGGGUAACAAGACUCUGGAUCAGGUCUUAGAAGAUGUAGACCAGUGCUGUCAAGCUCUUUCUCAAAGACUGGGAACACAACCUUAUUUUUUCAAUAAACAACCAACUGAACUUGAUGCCCUGGUCUUUGGACAUCUCUUCACAAUCCUUACCACUCAGUUGACCAAUGAUGAGCUCUCUGAAAAGGUGAAAAAUUACAGCAACCUUCUUGCUUUCUGUAGGAGAAUUGAACAGAACUAUUUUGAAGACAAAGAACGCAUCCCUCUCAGGAGAAAAUUAAAAACUCAGUCUGAAGAAAACACACAAAAGAAGAGAAAGGCAAAAUCCAAGCUUUGGAUACUUGUGAGAACACUGGGAGGUAACCUGGUCAAGACUAUGCAUCUCUGGAGAUUGACCAACAGCUAUUAGAGCCUCAGGAUUUGAAGACUGACCUCCCUCUUUUGCCAUGGGAAGAACACUGCUGGUUUUAGCUAUGUCCAUAGAUGCUGAAGUUAGGAUAUCAGUAUCACCUUCUUUGAAUAAAUUCUUCAUGUUCGA